Messenger RNA from Brugia malayi, 330 nucleotides. RefSeq lists its product as hypothetical. NCBI's taxonomy places the organism in Eukaryota, Metazoa, Nematoda, Chromadorea, Rhabditida, Onchocercidae. Gene Ontology annotation, cellular component: RNA polymerase I complex. Gene Ontology annotation, molecular function: zinc ion binding; DNA-directed RNA polymerase activity; nucleic acid binding. Gene Ontology annotation, biological process: termination of RNA polymerase I transcription; DNA-templated transcription. The coding region runs from base 1 to 330 and encodes 109 amino acids. The transcript is spliced from 2 exons. The record is from RefSeq and is a predicted model, not a curated record.
AUGUUGUCCGAAUUUUGUUCUGAGUGCGGCACAGUGCUUCCAAUACCAGCUACCGCUCCCGUUACCAUUACGUGUAGCUACUGCCGAACGCAAUGGCAUAUCAAACCUAUUCGAAACAAACUGGUGUAUAGGUCCGAGAAAGUAUACCAGAAUCGUGUGCUGAAUGCCAACGAAGGUGCACUGGAAAACCCUGUUGUUGAUAAAAUAUGUGAUAAAUGUGGCCAUGGCAAGAUGAGUUAUGCAUGUAGACAAACACGAUCUGCUGAUGAAGGACAAACAGUAUUUUAUAUGUGUUUGAAAUGCAAUUAUAAUAUGGUGGAAAAUGCAUGA